This is a messenger RNA of Dichomitus squalens LYAD-421 SS1, 1029 nucleotides long. RefSeq lists its product as uncharacterized. The transcript has 6 exons. NCBI's taxonomy places the organism in Eukaryota, Fungi, Basidiomycota, Agaricomycetes, Polyporales, Polyporaceae. The record is from RefSeq and is a predicted model, not a curated record. The coding region runs from base 1 to 1029 and encodes 342 amino acids.
AUGGACGUCAGCCUCGAAGAGCUCAGGUUCGUUUCCGGGAAGACCAAGACCAACAAGUGGGCGUGCGCGGCGAUCUCUGGGCCCUACAAACACAAGAGAGGCACCGCCCACGUCGACAUGGGUAGCGGGCCUGCGCCUAAAUUGUCCAUCUCCAUUGCAGGCAUGCAGCUGCCCAACGUAUGGACAAACUCCGGGCCCGUCCUAGGACUACUUUCACGGGUAGACUCUCCUGCGGCUACGGGUCCGCAGGAGAGGAACCAGUGCAUAUUCAUCAACUACUUUGCGGUAAAGAAGAGGCUGUUCUUUCCGCGCGUUGUGCGUGCUGCUGCUGGCCCGCACGAGCUUCCUCCCGGAGCUCCUGGGCCAGGAGAACAGGGACCGUCUGCCGUCCCUGCAAGACGGAAGAAUACGGGAGAUAGUGCUGGAAGGUCUCAGCAUCCCUCCGCUCCAGGAUCCCCUUCAUACGAUCCUGUCGGCCAAUUGCUUGAAUAUAUCCUUGAGCGAUCCGACGCGGACAUGGCUAUUGCCUCCGAUGUCGACCUCAUUGCGAUCUUUGGUACGUCUGUAAUUCCAGAAGACAUACUCACAGGGCUGGUCCACCGCCAGCCCUCAAUAGAAGUCGAUGAGCACGGCGUGGGAACUAUCUCAAUGGACCUCGACAUGGGUUCACCAGAGCAGCCAUUCGUGUCAAACACCGCCGCGUCGGUGGUUAUGGAAGAAAUUGUCUCCGAUCCUUGCCAUCCCCCUACACCUACAGAGCUGCAUACGAAUGCGGAGAGGAAUGCCUCGGCUUCCUCUCGUGCAUUGCGACUUCGGUACGGUGACUGGACAGAGGCGGAGGGUGAUCACAGGGUUGUUUCGACACUCCAUGCAUGGCAAAAGUUCUUGUGCGAGCCUGGACUUCCUAACAACCAUGCCGCAUCUGUCCUGCACAGGUUGAAUAGGUUUCCGGAUCGCCAUGCUUGCGCACGCCCCGCGUUUGAAAACCAGAUUGUGGACGGCGGAAGUGCCCGCGUGCUCGUCGAAUGA